Molecule: messenger RNA, 456 nt
Organism: Lindgomyces ingoldianus
Lineage: Eukaryota; Fungi; Ascomycota; Dothideomycetes; Pleosporales; Lindgomycetaceae
Exons: 1
Coding region: 40-456 (138 amino acids)
Source: RefSeq, a predicted model, not a curated record
UAUAUCGCUACACUUGCCCCUUUUGAUAAGCAUUGCAUCAUGGAUAGUCUUUCCAGCGCGGCAAGCGUCAUUGCUAUCAUUGACAUAUCCGCUAAAAUUACCUUGCUCUAUUUCAAGUAUUCAGUCGCCGUGAAGGAUGCGAAGAAGGACAUUGAAUGCAGUAAAAGGACAAUUGCUCAUAUCACGGGCCUUGUUAAGAAGAUCAAGCAGCUAUCGGACGGACGAGACAAAGCACGGCUUUCUACCACUUGCGGGUUAUCUGGGUCACUCAAGGGAUAUUUUCAAGGGCUAAAAGAGGUAAAGGAACAGCUAGAGCCGGGGGAGUGUCACAAAGCCAUGAGCCGGCUCGGACCGGGCACUCUUAAGAUGGUCAUUUACGAGCAAGCAGGUCGAAAAUAUCGUUUCUGGACUAGAAAGAUACGAGCAGACCUUUGCCCUCCGCUCCAAGUUGAUUAG